UAGUGUUCCGCUCUCCAUACUAAAUAGGAAACUGGACGUGAUGUGGAAUUAGAGCCUACCCAGCUGAAGCCACCCAACACUUACUACAAAUAUAGCCGCGACGCGUAGGCCACAAAAUGGCUCCACUCACUUUUCCCAAUGAAAAGCAAAUGGAUUUAGCAGUUUUAUCCCGAUGCGGGUGUCCUUCCUCUCUGUAAAGUCGUAAGUACCUUGAGGUGGGAGGAGUAAAUUCAGCCUGACACCGAGAGCGCUUUUGUUGAAACAGGAGAGACUUGCGGUGUCCCUACUUAAAUAUGACACAUGACGAUGGACAGGCCGCCCGCCCCGCCGCCGCCCCCCAGUGACCCCCGCGAUGCCCGCCCCCCCCGGCGGCACGACUCGGAAGCGGAGCCCACGACCGAGCCCGACGGCAGCCGGGGGGGCAUGGAGGCGCCGCCGGAGCCCCAGCUGCUGCUCAACGGGGCGGCCAAGGAGGCGGGCCGGCCCUCCCCCGGGCCCCCCGCCGCCGCCGCCGUGCCCGUCAUCGAGCUGGUGCGCCGGGGGGGCUCCCUGGACAUAAAAAGCCGGGAGGCGGCGGGGGAGGCGAUGCAGAGAGCGCCGGGCUCCGAGCCGUGCCGAGCCGCCGAAGCCGCCUGCGAAGCCCGCAUGGUGCAGCUGAGCCCCCCCGCGCUCCCGCUGCAGCCCCCCGGCAGGGCCAUGCUCUACAACCUGGGGCAGCCGCUGGGAGCCAUCGGCAGCGGGUUUUUCGGCGAGCCGGACUCCUUCUCCAUGUACGGCAGCAACCGGGUGAAGAGGAGGCCCUCGCCCUACGAGAUGGAGAUCACCGACGGUCCUCACACGAAAGUGGUUCGCCGCAUCUUUACCAACAGCCGGGAGAGGUGGAGACAGCAGAACGUGAACGGAGCCUUCGCCGAGCUUCGCAAGCUCAUCCCCACUCACCCGCCCGACAAAAAACUGAGCAAGAAUGAGAUUCUGCGCCUGGCCAUGAAAUACAUCAACUUCCUGGCCAAGCUGCUCAACGACCAGGAGGAAGAAGGAAACCAAAGGGGCAAAGGGAACAAAGACUCGGGGAUAGUCCAGGAAGACCUCCUGCAGGAUAUGUUGUCUCCUAACUCCAGCUGCGGAAGUUCUUUAGAUGGCGCGGCGAGCCCGGACAGCUUCACGGAAGAGCACGAGGCGCUGGACUCGAAGCACGCGCGGGGCCUGCACCACGCCAUCCUCCCCGUAGAAGGCAACGCGCAGCGGUGAUGACCCCCACGGCGUUCCCCGAGCGCGAAGGGGGAGGCGAGACCCAGGCGGGUGGGAUUCGGGACGCUCUGCCCCGGGGCUCGGGCUCCCCGUCCUCCCGGCCCAGGAUGGGGUGGGCGGCGCGUUGGCCGAGAGCAAGACCCAACGGGACGGACGCUCGGCGUUUAGGUACGGGACCGUACGAAGAAGCAAAGCAUUGAAGUCGUCUUCGUUGUACAUAUCGCUCGCGGCGUGACUCUGAGGAGGGGAGGGCGACGCGGCCAGUGCCUCUCCAGCACUUCGAGGGUUUUUCAGACCGCUUGAUGGCCACUUAAGCAGUCACCCAGCUGGGACAGGAGACACCGAACUCCUCUUUCUCUCCAGCCGAGGCCACGGACGUGGCUCUGGAGGCCACAGGGAGCUGCGGGCACUGCCGCCUUUCCCCAGGAGCGCGUGCGGCUUCUCGGAGCCGGGGCCACGGGGGCCUCUUGUCCGAGAGCUUUGACUGUACCUUUUUAAAGAGGUGAAAAAUGCCCUCAGCAAAAGAACUAUUAAAAGGAUUGAGACUUUU
This is a messenger RNA of Cygnus olor (mute swan), 1798 nucleotides long. RefSeq names its product TAL bHLH transcription factor 1, erythroid differentiation factor (gene TAL1). Bases 301 to 1248 code for a protein of 315 amino acids. Lineage: Eukaryota; Metazoa; Chordata; Aves; Anseriformes; Anatidae. The record is from RefSeq and is a predicted model, not a curated record. The transcript is spliced from 5 exons. Gene Ontology annotation, biological process: regulation of transcription by RNA polymerase II. Gene Ontology annotation, molecular function: RNA polymerase II cis-regulatory region sequence-specific DNA binding; DNA-binding transcription factor activity, RNA polymerase II-specific; protein dimerization activity.